This is a messenger RNA of Psammomys obesus (fat sand rat), 4381 nucleotides long. It is a transcript of the gene Dusp4, whose product is annotated as dual specificity phosphatase 4. The record is from RefSeq and is a predicted model, not a curated record. The coding region runs from base 429 to 1430 and encodes 333 amino acids. Gene Ontology annotation, cellular component: cytoplasm; nucleus. Gene Ontology annotation, biological process: negative regulation of MAPK cascade; endoderm formation; protein dephosphorylation. Gene Ontology annotation, molecular function: protein tyrosine/threonine phosphatase activity; MAP kinase tyrosine/serine/threonine phosphatase activity. NCBI's taxonomy places the organism in Eukaryota, Metazoa, Chordata, Mammalia, Rodentia, Muridae. The transcript is spliced from 5 exons.
GGCUGAGGAGGAAACUCUGGCUGGGGCGGUGCGCGCAGCUCCGGCGGGGCGCUGUGGGGCGGACGGCGGCGACGGAGACGGGGGGGACGGCAGAAGCAGCUCGGCCGGCAAAACGCGCUGGAGACAACCAACCGGGAGGACUCCUCUCCCGUAAACACGCUCAACUCCUCGGCCGCUUCCCCGGGGGCCGCGCGCCCGCCCGCCUUGGCGCCCGCCCGCCUCGGCGCCCGAGCAGCCUCGGACUGCUAUGUAACGUCGAGGCUGCGGGAGGACGAACGCGCGGAGGGAGAAGAGCCCGGGGCCAAGUUUGCGGCCACUUCGGCGGGCGCCCCCCUAAGCCCCUCUCCUGCUCCUCCUUGAAGCCUCGCUGGCCCGGGUGCCCCCCUUGGCCUUCUCCGGCUCCCCAGCUGCCGCGUUUCCCGGCGACCAUGGUGACGAUGGAGGAACUGCGAGAGAUGGACUGCAGCGUGCUCAAGAGGCUGAUGAACCGAGACGAGAGCGGCGGCGGCGGCGGCGCCCUGGGGCUGCCGAGCGGCGGCAAGUGCCUGCUGCUGGACUGCAGGCCGUUCCUGGCGCACAGCGCCGGCUACAUCCGAGGCUCGGUGAACGUGCGCUGCAACACCAUCGUGCGGCGGAGGGCCAAGGGCUCGGUGAGCCUGGAGCAGAUCCUGCCCGCCGAGGAGGAGGUGCGCGCCCGCCUGCGCUCGGGCCUCUACUCGGCCGUCAUCGUCUACGAUGAGCGCAGCCCGCGCGCCGAGAGCCUCCGGGACGACAGCACCGUGUCGCUGGUCGUGCGGGCGCUGCGCCGGAACGCCGAGCGCACCGACAUCUGCCUGCUGAAAGGUGGCUAUGAGAGGUUUUCUUCUGAGUACCCAGAAUUCUGCUCUAAAACCAAGGCCCUGGCAGCCAUCCCGCCACCUGUGCCCCCAAGCACCACGGAGUCCUUGGACCUGGGUUGCAGCUCGUGUGGGACCCCAUUGCAUGACCAGGGGGGUCCCGUGGAGAUCCUCCCCUUCCUCUACCUGGGCAGCGCCUACCACGCCGCCCGCCGGGACAUGCUGGACGCCCUGGGGAUCACAGCCCUGCUGAAUGUCUCCUCGGACUGCCCCAAUCACUUCGAGGGACAUUUCCAGUACAAGUGCAUCCCGGUAGAAGAUAACCACAAGGCGGACAUCAGCUCCUGGUUCAUGGAAGCCAUUGAGUACAUUGAUGCAGUGAAGGACUGCCGGGGCCGAGUGCUGGUUCACUGCCAGGCCGGCAUCUCAAGGUCUGCCACCAUCUGCCUGGCCUACCUGAUGAUGAAGAAGCGCGUGAGGCUGGAGGAGGCGUUCGAGUUCGUCAAGCAGCGCCGGAGCAUCAUCUCGCCCAACUUCAGCUUCAUGGGACAGCUGCUGCAGUUCGAGUCUCAGCAGUCAAGCUUGAAGUUAUGAAACCCACAGAUCCUGGCAAAUGUGCCCAACCAAUUUUAUCAAGUGGAGAGGGAAAGAAAAGUGGAGAAAACGCGGUUGCCGGAAGUGCCUGGUUCUGUGUGCUUGUUCUGUUGUUGCAUUCAUGGGAGUUUUGUUCUAGAACUUCCAGGCCACAGCAUUUCACUUCUCUUUAGUCGACAACUGAAUAAUGAUGCUUAACGAAUAUUUGAGAACUUCUUCAGGACGCAUGUGCGGGAGUUUGGUGACUUGGCAAUGUAUCUCUGUUGAGGUUACACAGUAGAGCCCCGAAACCUCACACAGGUGUGCUAGCAACAAGGAAGUGAGAGGGCAGUCUGUGGGUCUCUGCCAGGCACCGUGAUCGCUGUCAUGCAUUGUUGCCGCGGAGAAGCAGGCAGGGUGACGUGCAAGAAAAAAAUGUCUACGGCAGGUCGCUUUUACAGCUGGUUCCUGGGACCACCAUAAGCUUGCCUCUCCAGUGGUCCAUUGGCUGUGGCUAGAGCAUCUUCUUCCAGCUUGCCUAGGAUUUGGAUAUUGUCUUUGAUAAACACCAUCUUAUCUAAGGUGCUCCUGGAAAACUGAGUGCAAUUCAGAUUUUCCUACGGUGAAUCAUUUGGCAAGGCGGUCAUCAGAGCCAGAUCACUAAAGAUGAGCUAAAAACGAAUGAAUCCCUUUGUGAACUCACUACUGUCCUUUCUCUUGGAUAAAUCUGGAGUUUUCUGUUUUAGGAAUUGACUUGAAGCAUACCAAGAAAUUCUUGUUAUGAAAUCCCUGUCUGACAAGUGAGUAUGUUCAGAAGCCCUCCUUUGAAUAAAAAGAGGUUUGCCAUGACUUGGGGCUCCUAAAGUCUGGAAGGGGGUGAGAGCGCACCAGGGGAAGGUUCUCGGGAGCCAUUUUGGGUUCUGACUGGGCUAACACAAUUUUUAAGGAGCCUUUCCAACUGGAGGAAUGAGUGUGUUUUCUAAGGGGAAGGCUUGGGGUGGGGUGGGGAGGGAACGUGUUUUUAUCUGUAGUAUUGAGGAACAGUAUUGUGAUGGAGCGCCAGCUUAGAGGUCACCGCAGACUUGUCAGAAACAAGAGCAUGGUUUUUCACCCUCUUUGGGAGCCUAGAUCUCCGUGGACAUUCUUGAUCCCACAUAAAUAACUUCAAGCCUCAAUGUCACAACCGUGGUGGAACGCUCUUUCUUGUCCAAAACCCCAGACAGCCCGGUUCGUGACAUUUGCCUACAUGAACUGUGAACCUGUGUUGGCAUAUCUUGUAUUGGUGGCCUGUCACCCUGCCUCUGGGUGAGUUCAGAGUCCUCACUUUGUGUUUUUGUUGUUUUAGAGAAGUGAGGGUGCCCUUCCUCCCUGACUGCUGUGUUGGCUGCUUUGGCUGAAGGCAUGAAGGGGCUGAGCUCCCAGUUGGUGGGGCCCAUUAGAGACUGCCUAGUUGGAUGGUCCUACUUUUUUUCCUCCCCUGCUUCCUGGCAGCUGUUUCAUGUGUGAAGAAUUUUAGGAUGAGUUUUUGUAGCUAGACAAGUCCUGGGUUCCAAGAAUGUAAGGUUUUCUGGAGGACAGACAGCCUUUUUAUAUGAGUGUGUUUGCCAAAUGUGUCCUAGUUCCCAGACUGGAUCCCAACCACACAGGCAGUGGGAGCUCCAAAUAUCCUUCCCUGCUUCCUAAUUCAAACCACCUAUGACAAUGUCAAGGGGCUAUUUAUAAAAUCAUUUUCUUUGUACUUGAUAACAGCAUGACACCCAAAACUCUGAGAAGGAAAAUAGGACAUUAGUUUGGUUGAAAGGAAGAUAAAAAGUUGUGUGUGUGUUGGGGUGGCGGGGUCACCUUUUAAAAACGGUGACUGUCUCUCCAGAAGCUUCUUUGAAGGCUUGGUCUAUCUCCAACCAAGACAGUGUCCCAUCCAUGAACUGAUUGCUGGUGAUGGGAAGUUUUGCAGUGUCGGGAAGCUGUUGAAUAUGUGCCAGAGAAUGAGGGACACUUCCAGUUUCCCCGGGAGUCUUGGCUCCAUCCGUGGGUGUUUUGGGGAGUUGAGAGCUAAAGCACAGGUGAGCAGGUGGCUAGCAGCCCUCAGCUUCAUUCUCCCAUCCCCACCCCUGUGCCGAGAACUUGUACUCUGGCUUUCAGUACUUGGCUUUCAGUAAGGCUGGGGAAGCCAUGGAAAGAGGUUAAGAGUCCUUGGGAAGGUGGUAGGAAGGGAAGAUGGAUGGUUAGUCCCAAGGGGAAGGGACUGGGCAAUAGCUUGGAAGCCUGGAGUAAUGAUAAGAUAGUUCAUAUUGGUGGUUCAUCACAAUCACCUGGGCAACCUUGAAAAUUCUCAUAAUCUGGGUGGCCCUUGACCAAAGAAACCAGGACUUUUGAGGGUGGGACCCAGACACCAGUGUGUUCCAGUGUUCUAGGUGCAGCCAAGUUUGGAGAUGCCAUUGCUCUCUCUGGAUGGUAAAAUUCUAACAAAGGCCUGGUCUUGUUAACACACAGCCAGCUUGUGAAACAGGAGUCCCCAUCAGAAGCUUUGUCAGAGGGUCGUUGUGGUCCCACUAGCCACAGCUGGCCGAGGGGGUGAGUUGGUUUCUUUGGGGGAGCCCCUGAGUGGAAACCAAUUUGUGGAGUGUUGUGAGUGGGCCCCACAUAGUGUCUGGGUGUUGAUGUAUUUCUCUAAAGUUUGUUUCCAAGAAAGAUGGAGAAAGUCUGUGUUUGUUUUCAAGUCCUGCUUUCCAGUGCCCUGCUCCUCGGUUCAUGGAUCACUCAAAGAACUUCAGAAAGAUAUCAAUGCAAUACUUGUAACUUGUGUAAAUAAAUAGCCCCAUCUUUCUGAGUGGUGUCAUUUCUACAUUUGAUAUGCUUGUAUUUCUGUAGGAUGUACAUAGUUUAGGGGAUUUUUGUUUUUUAGAAGUCAAACAUGUCUGUUUUUAUUUAUUGCCUGAAAAUGAUCAUUUGAAGAAAAAUAAAUACAUUUU